Messenger RNA from Corylus avellana, 2064 nucleotides. Lineage: Eukaryota; Viridiplantae; Streptophyta; Magnoliopsida; Fagales; Betulaceae. The record is from RefSeq and is a predicted model, not a curated record.
CUCUGUGGUCCGCUCCUUCAAGCUGCCAUGAAAGGUGACUGGCUAGUUGCUAAGGCUUUUCUUGAUCAACACCCCGACCAAGACUGCGUUCGACUUCCCAUAACGAAACAGCAAGCGACAGCACUUCAUAGUGCAGCAGCUGCAAAACACACCUAUUUUGUGGAAGAAGUGUUGAAAUUGAUGACUCCCGAGGACUUGGAAUUGACAACAGUAGAUGGACUUACGGCUCUUCACGUUGCUGCUAAAACUGGAGUCGUGAGAAUCGCAGAGGAGAUGGUUAAGAAGAACAGCAAAUUGCCAUUGAUCCAUGAUGGCAAUGAAAGGACACCACUUGAUCUCAUUGUAGGUGAUGAUGGCGAUGAAAGGACCCCACUUCACGUUGCAGCUCACGGCCGUGAAAGGACACCACUUCACGUUGCAGCUUAUGAAAGAGAUAGAAACAUGGUCGAUUAUCUAUUGUCUGUGACUCGUUUUUCACUGUUGACUACUCGUCAACGCAUUCAUCUCCUUCUUGAUAUUGUUUCCGCUGGUUUUUACGAUAUAGCAUUGAAAAUUCUGGAUUUGGAUCCGAAGUUAGCAACUGUCAUCGACACUACUACCAACACUGCUUGUGGGUGGAAAGUUUUAGAAGAGUUGGCAAGAGAACCUUUUGCUAUUAGCAGCAAAAGUCAGCUAUCAUCAUGGAAAAUUGGCUUAAAUUCCUGUAGCAAAUGGAUCUAUAAGAAUACUUUGAUGCGGGCACAUUUAGGUCACAAAUGGAUCAUCUAUAACCAUGCUUUGAUGCAGACAUGUGCCCAUAAGUUAGUUGAAAGGCUCUGGAAAAUGGUUUAUACAGUACCACUGCAGAAACCUUUUUCAUCAGAAUUGGUUCGUGAUCAUAUGACUUUACUUGUUGAAGCUGCAAAAGUAAGAAAUGUUGAAUUUCUAAUUCUACUUAUACGCGCCUAUCCCGAUCUCUUAUGGCAAUUGGUAGAUGAAGAGUACUACGGGAGUUUAUUUCACAUUGCUAUUUUAUAUCGGCAAGAGAGCGUAUUAAAUCUAAUACAUGAGAUAGGUGUCAUGAAGGAAAAUAUUACAACCUAUAUUGCCAAAGGUGAUAACAACAUGCUACGCAUUUCCAAAGGUGAUAACAUGCUGCACAUGGCUGGAAGAUUGGCUCAAAUAGAUCGAUUAAUUACUAUAUCAAUAGCAGCCCUUCAAAUGCAAAAGGAAUUGUUAUGGUUUCAGAACGUAGAAAAGAUUGUGCCGCCUUCAUAUUUGAACAUGAAGAAUUCAAAGGAUGAAACACCUAAGGAUAUAUUUAAAAAGGAACAUAAAGAAUUACAAGAAAAAGGUGAAAAGUGGAUGAAGGAAACAGCAACCAAUUGCAUGCUUGUGGCAACAGUAAUUGCUACUGUGGUUUUCGCUGCAACCUUCACUGUACCAGGUGGAAACUAUCAAGAAGCAGGAAAACUUGACAUGGGAAAACCUCUUCUUUUGAACAGUAAUUGGUUUACUGUAUUCUUUAUAUCAGAUACGAUAGCAUUGCUUUUCUCUUCAACUUUGAUAUUAAUUUUUUUGUCAAUUCUCACGUCGCGUUAUAGAGAAGAUGAUUUUCUCAAGUCAAUACCUCUAAGUUUGCUGUCUGGACUUGCUGCACUCUUCAUCUCGAUAGCAGGGAUGGUAUCAGCCUUCAGUGCAACCUGCUUUUUGCCGCUGCUUGCUGGGCUUGCUUGGGACAACAUACUGCACUUAGCUGGAAAUUUGGCUCCUCUUGAUCGAGUCAAUAUUGUAUUAGGAGGCUUUAGAAUGCAACGAGAAUUGUUGGGGUUUAAGGAAAUAGAAACGAUUGUCCCGCUGUCAUACAUGAACAUGAAGAAUAAAGAUGGCUUAACACCUAAGGAGUUAUUUAAAAAGAAACAUAAAGAUUUGCAAAUAGAAGCUAAAAUGUGGAUGAAGAGCACAUCAAACAAUUGCAUGGUUGUGGCAACAUUAAUUGCCGCUGCCUUUUUGCUGCAGUCUUCUCUGUGCCAGGCGGCAACAAUCAAGAACACAAUCAAGAGCAAGGCACUCCUAUUCUUUUGA